AUGGAUAACCAGGAUAACAGUGAGACUAAGAAUCAUAUCGAUUUGCAUAUUAAGAAAGAACCAGACUAUUUAAAUGAGGAUUAUUUUGAGGUACCAAUAGAGACAAUUCAAAAAUAUGAGAUAAAAAUUGAAGACGAUCACUGUGUUGAUGCUGCUGCUGUUCUACCAUGCGACAAAGUGGACAAGAACGUGCCCAAAGGUAACGGUUUGCGGUGUGACGUCUGUGGCAAAACAUACAAAACGGUUCGUACUCUGCGCAAGCACAAAUGCAAAGGUUACAUUUCAUCAACCAAGCUGCAAUAUCCGGUUCCUGUGCGCUACGCAAAAACGUCUCUCCAGUGCAAUAUAUGCUCUAAACAAUUUGCUGAUACAUAUAUUCUUCAGACUCACAUGAUUCUACAUACUGGGGGCGAACAAGGACUCAUGUGUUUAGUUUGCAGAAAGCGCUUUCCUGCUUCAUCCGACCUGAGGAAACAUUACGGCGUGCAUACUGGGGAAAGACCACACGCGUGCAGAAUAUGCUUCCAGGGGUUCUCCAACCUUAGCGAUCUGGAACAACACAUUGAAAUCAAUCACGCUGCUGCUAAAGAUUAUGGCAUCGAGUGCGACGAAUGUGAACAGAUAUUUGUAAGUGAACAAGUCCUCAGCCAGCAUAAAAGCACCCGACAUGCUAAAUUUUCUUGUAAGCUUGGCUGUGGUAAAGCUUUCCGCUCGAAAGAAAAACUUAACGUUCAUGAAGCCAAAUGCACAGUGAACCCAAAAAAUCCUCGGUGUAAAGUUUGCUCUAAGGUCUGUUUAAACGCAAAAGGUUUAAAGAUUCACAAAAAAGUGCAUGCUAGAGAGCGAUUUAAUUGUGAAACCUGCAACCUGAGCUUCGUCACCCAGAGUGCUUUGGAGAAACAUAUACAUAUUAACAUCAGUAAACGACGGCAUGUUUGCGAGUUCUGUGGGAAGGGUUUCUUCAAAGCGUGCCAGCUGAAACUGCAUACUCCUUUGCAUUCCAGUGAUAAACCUCACAAGUGCGGUAUAUGCUCGAAGCGAUUCGCUGUUAUACACCAUCUGAAGUUACACAUGAUGCGUCGACAUUUCGGGAAACAAGAUCCUGCUGAAUGA
This is a messenger RNA of Wyeomyia smithii (pitcher-plant mosquito), 1113 nucleotides long. Its product is annotated as zinc finger protein 62 homolog. Bases 1 to 1113 code for a protein of 370 amino acids. Gene Ontology annotation, biological process: regulation of transcription by RNA polymerase II. NCBI's taxonomy places the organism in Eukaryota, Metazoa, Arthropoda, Insecta, Diptera, Culicidae. The record is from RefSeq and is a predicted model, not a curated record. The transcript has a single exon. Gene Ontology annotation, cellular component: nucleus. Gene Ontology annotation, molecular function: DNA-binding transcription factor activity, RNA polymerase II-specific; RNA polymerase II transcription regulatory region sequence-specific DNA binding.